Messenger RNA from Lactuca virosa, 2097 nucleotides. NCBI's taxonomy places the organism in Eukaryota, Viridiplantae, Streptophyta, Magnoliopsida, Asterales, Asteraceae. The record is from the annotation of a GenBank genome assembly.
GUUUAAGUUAUAAAAUCGGUCCAAUUUUAAAGUUGAAAUAAUUGCUGGUGUAGUUAUUGCAUGUUGGCAAUUAGAGAUGAUAUUUCUCUAUAAAUAAAAUAGAAGUCUCGAAGUACACACAUCUACUCCAACCUUCUCCUCUUCCACAAAAUUCAUCAAUGGCUACAACUCCAGGAUUUCUCACUGACUGGCCUUGGAAACCACUUAGAAGUUACAAGUAUGUGGUAUGGGCACCAUGGGUGGUGAAGAGUACAUAUGAUUUCAUCACAUCGGAUGCAAAAGAUAGAGAUUAUGGCCUUAUGUUGAUCUUUCCCUUCAUGUUGUUCCGAAUGCUCAACAAUCAGUUUUGGAUUUCACUCUCUCGUUACAAAACCGCCAAAGGCAAAAACAGAAUUGUUGACAAGACCAUUGAGUUUGACCAAGUCGACCGUGAAAGAGAUUGGGAUGAUCAAAUAAUAUUCAACGGGUUAUUGUACUAUAUCGGAUUUUAUUCAUUAGAUGAAUCCAAACAAUUGCCUCUUUGGAGAUUAGAUGGAGUGAUCAUUGUAACUUUGCUACACAUGGGAGUCGUAGAGUUUCUUUAUUAUUGGCUACAUAGAGCCCUCCACCACCAUUACCUCUACAAUCGCUAUCAUUCUCACCAUCAUUCUUCAAUCGUCACCGAACCAAUCACAUCUGUGAUUCAUCCAUUUGGUGAGCACAUUGCCUACUUUAUGCUGUUUGCAAUACCAUUGCUGACCGUGACCCUAACCAAGACUGGGUCCAUUGUUGCAUUCGCUGGCUAUGUUACCUACAUUGAUGUGAUGAACAACAUGGGCCAUUGCAACUUUGAGCUAAUCCCGAAAAUAGCCUUCUCAAUCUUCCCUCCUCUCAAAUACCUGAUGUACACCCCUACGUAUCAUUCUUUGCAUCAUACUCAAUUCAGAACCAAUUAUUCCCUGUUCAUGCCAUUCUACGACUAUGUCUAUGGCACACUCGACAAAUCUACAGACACAUUGUACGAAAAAUCACUUAAGCAGGAAGAUGAGUCACCAAAUGUGGUACAUUUAACACAUCUAACAACUCCAGAAUCCAUCUACCACAUGAGACUUGGGUUUGCGUCGGUUGCUUCUAAGCCAUACACAUCUCCCAAAUGGUACUUGCUCAUGCUAUGGCCUGUCACGAUGAUAUCAAUGCUAAUUACUUGGAUUUAUGGCAAAACCUUCGUAGUUGAAAGAAAUGUUUUUAAAAAUCUCAUAAUGCAAACGUGGGCCAUACCAAAAUACAAGAUACAAUAUUUCAUGGAAUGGCACAGAGAGAGUAUCAACGAAUUGAUUGAAAAUGCGAUACUGGAAGCCGACGUAAAAGGGGCCAAAGUUGUAACUCUAGGUCUACUCAAUCAGGCGGAGGAGUUGAAUGGAAGCGGGGAGCUUUUCAUAAGGAGAAAUCCGAAACUAAAAGUGAAGCUGGUGGAUGGUAGUAGCCUAGCAGUUGCUGUGGUUCUCAAUAGCAUACCCAAAGGCACCACUCAAGUUGUUAUUAGGGGCAACUUCAAUAAGGUUGCUUAUUCCCUUGCCCUAGCUCUAUGUCACAAGGGUAUUCAGGUUUCAAUAUCUCGAUCCCACAACUAUCAACGACUUAAAUCAGAGCUUGAAUUGUCCGGUGAUCAAGAUAAAUUGAUUACUAUGAGAAGUUGCUCACAAAAAGUGUGGUUGGUGGGAGAUGGGCUAAGCAAAGAAGAAGAGUUAAAGGCAUCAAAGGGAACCCUAAUCAUCCCUUACUCUCAAUUCCCUCCAAAGAGAGUGAACAAAGAUUGUUUUUAUUAUACUACCCCUGCCAUGUUGACUCCCAAACAUCUUGAGAAUGUUGACUCUUGUGAGAAUUGGUUGCCAAGAAGGGUGAUGAGUGCAUGGAGAAUAGCUGGAAUAUUACAUGGCUUAGAAGGAUGGAAUGUUAAUGAAUGUGGGAAUGAGAUGUUCAACAUUGAUAAAAUUUGGCAAGCAAGUCUUCUACAUGGCUUUACUCCUCUGACGACAUCAUUUAAAUAAAACUUGAAACCUAUCAGUUUGAUGUUUUGAGGGGCCCACAAAUGGUUUGGACCGGCCACAUAUUAUGCAG